ACUUCUUCCCCAUCCCCUCUUAUAAAAAACCCAGUCUUUGUUAAUCUAAAUUAUCCAUCCAUCCAUCCAUCCAUCCAUCCAGGUUCAAUUUUGUCAUUCUGCAUCCACUCUUGAGAAAUCUAAGGGUCCUUGUGUCAACAAACAGGCAAAGAAACAUGAAGAGCAUCUCACUCCUUGCCUUGCUGCUCCUCGUCCUCUCCCCGGUUAUGGCUGAUCCUGACAUGCUCCAGGACAUAUGCGUCGCCGAUCUUAAUUCCACGGUCAAGGUCAAUGGUUUUGUAUGCAAGGCCGACGCAGCUGUGAGCGCGAAUGACUUCUUCUUCGCCGGGCUGGCCAAGCCGGGAGCCACCAAUAACACAAUGGGUUCGCUGGUGACUGGCGCUAACGUGGAGAAGAUCCCGGGCCUCAACACGCUCGGCGUCUCACUGUCUCGCAUUGACUAUGCUCCCGGUGGCCUCAACCCACCCCACACACACCCCCGUGCCACUGAGAUGGUCUUCGUCCUCUAUGGCACCCUUGACGUUGGUUUCAUCACCACUGCCAACAAGCUCUUCUCCAAGACCAUCACCACAGGUGAUAUCUUUGUUUUCCCAAAGGGCCUCGUUCACUUCCAGAAGAACAACGCUGACGUUCCGGCCGCCGUGAUCUCCGCAUUCAACAGCCAGCUCCCUGGGACUCAAUCCAUCGCUGCCACACUCUUUGCUUCAAACCCGACCGUGCCUGACAACGUGCUGACCAAGGCCUUCCAGAUCGGAACGAAGGAGGUGGAGAAGAUCAAGGCCAAGCUUGCUCCCAAGAAAUGAGUGCUGAUAUAUCAUACUUUGCAAUUUUAAAUUUAUCAUUUAAUCUUUGUAUGUUGUGUUGUGUGGCCUUUCUAAUUUUCAUAGGGUGAUGACAGACGAUGUGUAAUAAUUAUCACGAUUCUUCUUGUGAUCAAUCAAUCUCACAUAAUGCUUCUUCUUUUUGA
Molecule: messenger RNA, 967 nt
Organism: Dioscorea cayenensis subsp. rotundata (Guinea yam)
Lineage: Eukaryota; Viridiplantae; Streptophyta; Magnoliopsida; Dioscoreales; Dioscoreaceae
Product: germin-like protein 5-1
Exons: 2
Coding region: 156-803 (215 amino acids)
Biological process (GO): plasmodesmata-mediated intercellular transport; regulation of root development
Cellular component (GO): cell wall; plasmodesma
Molecular function (GO): manganese ion binding
Source: RefSeq, a predicted model, not a curated record